Aphanomyces astaci is the source of this 1236-nucleotide messenger RNA. RefSeq lists its product as hypothetical. Gene Ontology annotation, biological process: proteolysis. The record is from RefSeq and is a predicted model, not a curated record. The coding region runs from base 1 to 1125 and encodes 374 amino acids. Gene Ontology annotation, molecular function: metalloexopeptidase activity. Lineage: Eukaryota; Oomycota; Saprolegniomycetes; Saprolegniales; Verrucalvaceae. The transcript is spliced from 2 exons.
AUGAGACCCACAGCCUGCAGUGCUAUCGUUGCGGCCAUCAUUGCCGGUGUAGCACUAGCUCAACAACGUGAUGGGAAACGCUUGAUUGCCUUGUCCGACACAGACCAGCAGUGGCUGACCCCUGACGAAAUUGACGCUUUGGAGGAAAAUUCGAUUGGGUUUGCCGACAACACGCGGGGCACUUGGGAUGAUUUGCAGCAACUUGGGCAGCAACGCAAAGCUUUGCGAUUGGCUGGGAAAACCUACCCCGCCACCCCUACACAAGACGCCUUGGUGCGUUCAAUCCAGGCCAAAGUCGCGCCCGCGGACUUGAAGUCCCUCUUGACCGAGUUCGUGACCAAGUUCGCCAACCGGUACAAGACGUCGGCGGAAGGGGCGCAGUCGGCUGGCUGGAUCUUUGACAAAGUGACCAAGUUGAAGCCCACCAACACGAACGUCAAGUUCACCGUAACCAAGUUCGCCCAUGCGUGGCGCCAGUACUCUGUCGUGGCGCGUAUUGAGCCCGUGGUUGGCAGCAAGAAGUACAACGACACGGUCAUUUUAUCCGCCCAUCAAGACUCGAUCAACCCGAGCAACUUGAAGGUCGCCCCCGGCGCCGACGACGACGGAUCGGGGUCCAUUUCGAUUUAUCAAACGUUGAACCUGCUCUUGACCUCGAACGAGUGGAACCCCACGCGCCCCGUGGAAGUGCACUGGUACGCAGCGGAAGAGACGGGUUUGGAAGGGUCGGCGGCGAUCGUUAAGUCAUAUGCAGCUCAACAAACUGACAUUUACGCCCAAGUCCAGCAAGACAUGAUCGGUUACUACAAGCCUGGUAGCACCCCCGUGGUGGCGUUUGCUUCGGACUUUAGCUACAUUCCGCUCGUGGAUUUCUUGAAGAAGCUCGUGACCAAGUACUUGACCAUCGGCUACGUGGAUCGCGCGUUCGGCUACGGCGCGUCGGACCAUGCCAGUUGGUUUCGAGCGGGGUACCCGUCGUCGUUUCCGUUUGAAGCGGGCAAAGGCUUGAGCAACCCAUACAUCCACACGACCAACGACACGCUGGCUAACAUCAACUGGGGACACGUCGCGGACUUUACCAAGUUGUCCAUUGCGUACGUGGUCGAGCUGACGCACGGGCUCUAAGCGUGGUUGGGUUGGUUAUGUGGGUGACUGGAGUAGUUUGUAUGUAUAUUGGUCGGUCGACGCUUGGCUUGAAUGAUCACCGUAAAAGGAUUUGUCACGUUUCAGUUUGCA